Messenger RNA from Alternaria ethzedia, 3993 nucleotides. RefSeq lists its product as uncharacterized. NCBI's taxonomy places the organism in Eukaryota, Fungi, Ascomycota, Dothideomycetes, Pleosporales, Pleosporaceae. The transcript is spliced from 4 exons. The record is from RefSeq and is a predicted model, not a curated record. Gene Ontology annotation, biological process: endosomal vesicle fusion; cellular response to starvation; vesicle-mediated transport. Gene Ontology annotation, cellular component: HOPS complex; late endosome. Bases 1 to 3993 code for a protein of 1330 amino acids. Gene Ontology annotation, molecular function: protein binding.
AUGGCUGCGGAAAACACCCCCGACGAACCGCGUACGCCUGCGCGCGACCCUCACCCCGUCGACCAGGUAGCCAGCGAAGCGAAAGCCAGCGCCGAGCACGACUCCGACGAUGAGGACGACGAGGUCGAGGAAGAGCCCAAGCUCAAGUACAGCCGCCUGACAAGGGACUUGGGGCCCGUCUACCGCAAUGGCGACGCGACAGCUACCUUCAUGGUCGCGGGGGACAAGAUGAUAGUAGGAACCCACAAUGGCAACAUACAUGCGCUGAGCAUACCCGCGUUCCAAGUCCUCCGAACCUACAACGCGCAUCCUGCUGCUUCCGUCACCGCACUCUCCGUAUCGCCUCUACUAGCUUCCCAGCCCUUCGUACCUACAGCUUCAGACCUCCGCUCAGCAGACCAGACCAAUGCAUCGACCAGACGAACCGAUUCUCCAGCAGGCAAUGCAUCCUCCCCUCGGACGCCGCGUCAGGCCCAAGUGCCAUCGACACCUUCCAAUCAGAUUUACAUAGCUUCGUCAUCUAUAGAUGGGCACGUAUGUGUGUCUUCACUCAUCGACCCCAAGGAUGUCACGCUACGCAACUUUGGUCGCCCUGUACAGGCGGUGGCGCUUUCGCCUGACUAUAAGAACGACCGCUCAUACCUAUCGGGAGGCUUGGCUGGCGAGCUUAUUCACACAGUCGGAGGUCCAACGGGUGUGCGUUCCAAUGCCAACACCAGCUCAGCAUCGCAGACAGCUCAAGGAUGGCUUGGAGCAAUAGGACUAGGCGGGCACAGUGGAAAAGAUACCGUUCUGCAUGCAGGAGAAGGUACUAUAACCGCCAUCAAAUGGUCUCUUUCUGGCAAAUUUGUAGCCUGGUCCAAUGAGCACGGCAUUCGCAUCAUGCGCACCGAUCUUCACCUCGAUAGCGCUGAGUCCGAAUAUGCCUGGAAGAGGAUUGGUUUUAUCGAAAAGCCGAACCGUCGAAUAUGGCAAGAGAUGGCUGGUGUGUGGAAGGCGCGCAUAGAGUGGAUUGACGAUCGAUCGCUUGAGUCUGACGACGAUGCGAUAUUGAGCAUGAACGGACAUCACCUUGCCGAUAAACCCGAGGCCACCUUACCACACAACCGCUCACCCCAGGCCACCAAGGACGCGAAGCCUCCGAAGAAGUUCGAAAAGCUCAUCAUAGGAUGGGGGGAUGCCGCAUGGGUCGUUCACAUACAGCCAGGUGGAGCUGGCGUCGGCCGCAACGUCGGUGAGAGAUCGGUCGGAAGCGCCGAGGUGGUCCAUUUCCUUCGUUUCGACGACUGUAUUGUUUCUGGCAUUUCGCUCUAUACCCCUUCUUUGCUUCUUGUUCUUGCAUACCGGACACGCGACGACGAUGACAAUCCAGUCUCUGGGCCCGACACAACUCCCAGAGGGGGGCGACACCGUCGCACAAACGGUCUUUCUCCUGAGCUCAAACUCAUUGAUGCCGCGACCUCGGACGAGGUUGAAGUUGACUCUCUGACCGUCAGCCGAUUCGAAAGCUUAUCUGCUGCGGACUAUCAUUUGGGCACGCUGUAUGUGCCACACCCCAAGACGAUGACACCUGCACAAAGAAGUGCACUGGAAGCCAUUGGUGGCGGGAUAUGGGAUGUUGGCGCUGCUACCGCUCGCAUAUUCAGCUCUGGGGCAAGUGUGAUGAACCUUCCCAUUGGUUCUGAUAAGCCGCCGUCGAGAGCGCCUUCCAUGUCAUCAGCAAGCGCUGGAAAUGCUGCUGGCUCAAUAUCGGGCAAGCGCCAACAACAGGCACACCCAAACGCUGCAACCGCGGGUUUGAAGGUCUUCAUACAGAGCCCCUAUGACUGUGUACUGGCCAUAAAACGAGAGCUGUCUGAUCACUUCCAAUGGGAACUCGAGCAUGAAAACUACAAAGAUGCGUGGGAGCUUCUGGAGGACCAUCCCGAGAUCAUCGCGUCCGUGUCUCAGGCAUCGUCAGACGGCUCAGAUGCAGGUACCCCAACAAAGCAGCAGGGAAGCUUACACGAGUUCUUUGCCGAUGACAGCGAAUCUCAAACGACGCUGUCUGCUACAAAGGCGAACCAAAAUUCUGCAGUCGAAAAAGAGAAGCGUCGUAUUGGAGACCUCUGGGUACAACAGCUUGUUAGCGCUGGCGAAUGGAAACAGGCAGGCAAAGUUGCUGGUCGCGUACUCGGCACCUCCACACGAUGGGAACAUUGGGUGUGGAAGUUUGCACAAACGAACCACUUCAACGAAAUCUCACCUUAUGUUCCAAAGAAGCCCAUACAACCUCCACUACCUUCAAUGGUAUACGAAGUGAUACUGGGCCACUACAUCAUACAUGAUCGCAUACGCUUCAAGCAUUUGCUCGAAGAUUGGGAUCCUGACCUGUUCGACAUCAACAGUGUUAUUGAGGCAAUCAAGAGCAAACUCUCUGCCGGCGACGUCACGGAGGAUUCUAUCGAGGGCGACAUACAAGGUCGAGACUGGCGGAUAUUGCAAGACGGUCUUGCGAAAUUGUUCCUUGCCAGUGGUAGGCAAAGAGAGGCGCUACGCUGCUACAUCCGCUUGCAAAAUGCGGAAGCAGCAAUGACUCUAAUACGAGACUUUCAUCUUGUAGAAGCCGUACGCGACGAUAUCCCUGGCUUCAUCAUGAUGGGCGUCUCGAAAGAACAGAUGAAGUCUGCAUCCACGAAAUUAGAGGAGCUAGAAGAAGCGUCAGCGGAAGCCAUCGACGUUCUCGUAGAGGAGGGCUGCCGGGGCACCAUUCCCGCAAGUGACGUCGAAAGCCAACUGCAAGCGAAAGGCCCGUCGUUCAGACCAUUCCUACACUUCUACCUGAGAAAACUCUGGAAGCCAGAAACGCAUGAGCGAACAGCCAAGACAGCUAAAGAGAGAGUGGCUGAAGAUCGUCUAGCAGCCGACGGGAAGCUCGUUGCAGAAGAAUUCGCGGAUCUCAUGGUGGAAUUGUUCGCAGAGUACGAUCGACCGCUAUUGAUGGAGUACUUGCGCAAAUCUCAAAGUUUUGAUUUGAGCAAAGCUACCGCGGAGUGCGAGAGAAGAGAGUACACUCCAGAACUUGUGCACAUCCUCUCCAAGACCGGUCAAACCAAACGUGCUCUUUAUCUGAUCAUUGAGAAGCUCUCCGACGUUAGCUUCGCUAUUUCGUUCGCUAAAGAGCAAGAUGAUCCCGAUCUUUGGAACGACUUGCUGGAUUUUUCUAUGGAUAAGCCCCACUUCAUCCGCGGUCUGCUUGAAGAGGUCGGAACAGCAAUCGAUCCAAUCAAGCUCGUCCGCCGUAUCCCUGAAGGCCUGGAAAUCGAAGGGCUAAGGGAUGGCAUUGGUCGCAUGGUGCGUGAGUAUGAAAUCCAACACUCUAUAUCAGAAGGUGUCGCAAGAGUCCUCCGGGGCGAGGUAGCAGCCGGUAUGGACACGUUGCGUGCCGGUCAGAAACGGGGUGUCAAGUUCGAAGUCAUACCAUGUGACGGCGAAGGCCACAAAAAGCAUCGCCAUGCAAAAGGACAGAUCGACAUUGAGUCUAAAGGCAUCGACCCCGUCUCCGCGGCAAAGGCUACGGCCAAGGCAGACAAGAAGACAACGGCGGCAUCUUCCACAACUAACGCACCGAACAUCGACCCCGCCCCUGCGGAAGCUCCUCAAGGCGAGGCACCGCCUGGCCAUUGUGUAGGUUGCCACCGUCCUUUCACGCUUCCUACUGCCGAAGAAGAGACCGCCACUGUUGAGGGUGGCCCUAUGCCCUUGUCUCGCGACACGCUCGUGGGCUUUGCAUGUGGUCACGUCUUCCACCUCACUUGCCUACUACCCAAGACAAGUGCUAGUGCCAGUGUUGCGGCUGGUCUACAACAGCAGCUGGCUACCGAUGCCGAGGAUAUCGGUGGUAGGUGGACAAGGAGUGUCGGCGCAAAAGUAGCGCAUGCUCAUGUCAUCAAGAGUGCAGUUGGCCGGGGGUGUGUAGUAUGUCGCGAGAAGGAAGUAGUCAGUGAAGAAUGA